Molecule: messenger RNA, 1266 nt
Organism: Microthlaspi erraticum
Lineage: Eukaryota; Viridiplantae; Streptophyta; Magnoliopsida; Brassicales; Brassicaceae
Source: the annotation of a GenBank genome assembly
AUGGCGGUCUCACGAGUGUUCUCUCUCCUUACGUUAACUAUAUCUCUCUUCGCCGUCAUUUCUACCGUCUCCGGCCAUAACAUUACCCAAAUCCUCUCCGAAUCGCCGGACUAUUCCUCCUUCAACAGCUACCUUUCCCAAACCAAGCUCGCCGACGAAAUCAACAGCCGCACUACCAUCACCGUCCUCGUUCUCAACAAUGGCGCCAUGUCCUCCCUCGCCGGAAAACACCCACUCUCCGUCAUCAAAAGUGCUCUCAGCCUCCUCGUCCUCCUCGACUACUACGAUCCCUUAAAACUCCACAAAAUCUCCAAAGGCACCACUCUCACCACCACGCUAUACCAAACCACCGGAAACGCUCCCGGGAACCUCGGAUUCGUCAAUGUCACCGAUCUCAAAGGAGGCAAAGUCGGAUUCGGCUCCGCCGUUUCUGGAUCCAAGCUCGAUUCCUCCUACACCAAAUCCGUCAAACAAAUCCCUUACAACAUCUCAAUCCUCGAAAUCGACGCUCCGAUCAUCGCUCCCGGAAUCCUAACCGCCCCUGCUCCGUCCGCCGAAGGAAUCAGCAACAUCACCGGACUUCUCGAAAAAGCCGGUUGCAAAACCUUCGCGAAGCUACUCGUCUCGAGCGGUGUCGUCAAAACUUACGAAUCCACCGUCGAAAAAGGCUUGACGGUUUUUGCACCGUCCGAUGAAGCUUUCAAAUCCGAAGGCGUACCAGAUCUGACGAAGCUCACGCAAGCUGAGGUGGUCUCGCUCCUAGAGUAUCACGCUCUCGCUGAAUACAAACCCAAAGGCUCACUCAAGACUAACAAAGACUCAAUCUCCACGUUAGCCACUAACGGAGCCGGGAAAUACGAUUUAACGACGUCGACUUCCGGCGACGAGGUUAUCCUCCAUACCGGCGUCGGUCCGUCGAGACUCGCCGAUACUGUGGUCGAUGAGACACCUGUCGUGAUUUUCACGGUGGACAAAGUUCUCCUCCCCACCGAGCUCUUCGGAAAAUCUCCAUCUCCGGCUCCAGCACCGGAGCCAGUGAGCGCACCGACACCUUCUCCGGCUAAGUCACCGUCACCAGCUGAAGCUCCGUCACCUGUCGCAGCUUCUCCGCCUGCACCUCCAGUUGAUGAUUCGCCGGAAGGAGCUCCGUCAGACUCACCGACAAGUUCAGAAGACAGUAAGGCGAAAAACGCGGCGUUUCACGUGAACGCUCCUGCGUUGUUCACCGCAUUGGUCACUCUUGCCGCCACAUCACUCUUGUUCUAA